Sesamum indicum (sesame) is the source of this 2605-nucleotide messenger RNA. Its product is annotated as heat shock cognate protein 80. Gene Ontology annotation, molecular function: ATP binding; ATP hydrolysis activity; ATP-dependent protein folding chaperone. NCBI's taxonomy places the organism in Eukaryota, Viridiplantae, Streptophyta, Magnoliopsida, Lamiales, Pedaliaceae. The record is from RefSeq and is a predicted model, not a curated record. Gene Ontology annotation, biological process: protein folding.
CAGUUCUCACUCCUUGCCUCUUGCUCUUCUUUUGCUUUUCUUCUUCAAAUAUAGGAAGUGUAGUUCCCGUCUCUUUGUUAUUCCUCUCCAAUUUUUUAGAGAGCCAGUAUUUCAGUGCAGAUCGGUAGCAAUGGCGGAAACCGAGACGUUUGCAUUCCAGGCUGAGAUCAACCAGCUGUUGAGUCUGAUCAUCAACACUUUCUACAGCAACAAGGAGAUUUUUCUACGUGAAUUGAUCAGCAACUCGUCCGAUGCUCUGGACAAGAUUAGAUUUGAAAGCUUGACCGACAAGAGCAAGCUUGAUGCUCAACCCGAGCUCUUCAUCCAUAUUAUCCCCGACAAGACCAAUAACACCCUGUCUAUUAUUGACAGUGGUAUUGGUAUGACCAAGGCUGAUUUGGUGAACAAUCUUGGUACAAUUGCGAGGUCUGGAACCAAGGAAUUCAUGGAAGCCCUCGCUGCUGGUGCUGAUGUGAGUAUGAUUGGGCAGUUUGGUGUUGGUUUCUACUCUGCUUACUUGGUUGCUGAGAAGGUUGUUGUCACAACAAAGCACAAUGAUGAUGAGCAAUAUGUUUGGGAGUCCCAAGCUGGUGGUUCGUUCACUGUUACCAGAGAUACAUCGGGUGAAAACCUUGGCAGAGGUACUAAGAUCACUCUCUUCCUCAAAGAGGACCAGCUUGAGUACCUUGAGGAGCGCAGACUGAAGGAUUUAAUUAAGAAGCAUUCUGAAUUCAUCAGCUAUCCAAUCUCUCUUUGGGUUGAGAAGACCACAGAGAAGGAAAUCUCUGAUGAUGAGGAUGAGGAAGACAAGAAGGAUGAGGAAGGAAAGGUUGAGGACCUUGACGAAGACAAGGAGAAAGCCGAGAAGAAAAAGAAGAAGAUUAAGGAAGUGUCUCAUGAAUGGAACUUGGUGAACAAGCAGAAGCCUAUUUGGAUGAGGAAGCCUGAGGAGAUCAACAAGGAAGAAUAUGCUGCCUUCUACAAGAGCCUUACUAAUGACUGGGAAGAGCAUUUGGCUGUGAAACAUUUUUCAGUUGAGGGGCAACUUGAGUUCAAGGCUAUUCUCUUUGUUCCUAAGAGGGCACCUUUUGAUCUCUUUGAUACCAGGAAGAAGCCCAACAACAUUAAGCUCUAUGUUCGUCGUGUAUUUAUAAUGGACAACUGUGAGGAGUUGAUUCCAGAAUAUCUGGGCUUUAUUAAGGGUAUUGUGGACUCUGAGGAUUUGCCUCUCAACAUCUCUCGUGAAAUGUUGCAGCAGAACAAGAUCUUGAAGGUCAUCCGGAAGAAUUUGGUGAAGAAGUGCAUCGAGCUCUUCUUUGAAAUUGCUGAGAACAAGGAAGACUACAAUAAAUUUUAUGAGGCUUUCUCAAAGAACCUCAAGCUUGGUAUCCAUGAGGAUUCUCAAAACAAGUCAAAGAUUGCUGAGCUGCUGAGGUACCACUCCACCAAGAGUGGUGAUGAGAUGACCAGCUUGAAGGACUAUGUGACCAGGAUGAAGGAAGGCCAGAAUGACAUCUACUACAUUACUGGUGAGAGCAAGAAGGCUGUUGAGAACUCUCCCUUUCUUGAGAGGCUGAAGAAGAAGGGAUAUGAAGUCCUGUACAUGGUAGAUGCGAUUGAUGAGUAUGCUGUUGGUCAAUUGAAAGAGUUUGAGGGCAAAAAGCUUGUAUCUGCCACCAAGGAAGGUCUCAAGCUUGACGAGACUGAGGAUGAAAAGAAAAAGAAGGAAGAGUUGAAAGAAAAGUUUGAGGGCCUGUGCAAGGUGAUUAAGGAUGUGCUUGGUGACAAGGUUGAGAAGGUGGUUGUCUCUGAUCGAGUGGUUGACUCUCCAUGCUGUUUGGUGACAGGAGAAUAUGGUUGGACUGCUAACAUGGAAAGAAUCAUGAAGGCACAAGCUCUAAGGGAUUCCAGCAUGGCUGGGUACAUGUCCAGCAAGAAAACAAUGGAGAUCAAUCCUGAGAACCCCAUUAUGGAAGAGCUAAGGAAAAGGGCUGAUGCAGACAAGAAUGACAAAUCUGUGAAGGACUUGGUUAUGCUGCUAUUUGAGACUGCCUUGCUCACCUCUGGGUUCAGCCUUGACGAUCCCAACACCUUUGGCAACAGAAUUCACAGGAUGUUGAAACUUGGGCUGAGCAUUGAUGAAGAUGCUGGUGAAGCUGAUGUUGACAUGCCACCGUUGGAGGAUGCUGAUGCUGAUGCUGAGGGCAGCAAGAUGGAGGAAGUUGACUAGACAUCCGGUGCGUGUUCUUCUGGGUUUGAGUUGGAGAAUAUCAUAAUGUAACAGCUUUUGGAGUACUCAGAGCCUGGUGGUUCUCUCUGACAUGCAAGUAGGUUGGAUUGCCUUUUGGUAGCUAGUAUUGUUUUAAGUAUUUCCUGUGGCAAUACGGUGGUUUUAUACAAUUUACUUCUGCCUACUUUCUGCUUUGCAUGGCCUGACAUAACUUUGGCCAGUAUACAAACCAUUAAGCAGUCUUCUAUUCGGAGUUUGAUUGCUAGUAACUCAAUUCCCCUUCCCCUUCCCGUAUUUCUCCAACUAGAAAAAAUCGUGUGAGUUGUAACUGUCUACGAUGAUAAGUUGUUAUAUUCUGGUUCUCGUGGAGCAUUA